AUGUCCUAUAAGCUAUUUAAAAGAUGUUUAAAUUUUAAUUUUUCUUGUAUUCCUGGAUUUGAACCACUGUGUAACAGUAAGUUUGUUUUUAUUUUUUUAUUUUUUAAGGAGUGCAUGGAACUUGGGAGAGGAGCGACCUGGUUGUUUCAUAGGUUGUCAGGACAAAAUUCAGAUCAACUUUUUGCCCUCACUUGUUUUGACUUCUGGGGAAAUGUUUGCACCCUCUGCCUCAGAUUGAAAAGUGGAUCUGUUCUAAUUGGGGUUUUUUUUUUUAAUUUUCUCCAUGCAUCAGUUGCUUUGAAAACCCAUUUUGUGAAAAAUCCAGCUGGCUUUGUGAGGCUUGGAGCGAACCUUCUUGAUUCCCUCACAUUCACAGCAUCCAUUUAA
Messenger RNA from Podarcis lilfordi (Lilford's wall lizard), 387 nucleotides. The record is from the annotation of a GenBank genome assembly. NCBI's taxonomy places the organism in Eukaryota, Metazoa, Chordata, Lepidosauria, Squamata, Lacertidae.